AGUUACGGAAGGAGUAAGGUGUGGUCUGAGGAGGCCAGAGUGGGCAGACUAAUUGCACAAGGAAGUCAAUGUUUCCGUUUCUGGCACCGAUACAGUCGCCAAGGCAUAGGCGUCCGUUGAAGCUGAUUUCGGACGCAUUUAUCGAAGUUCAGUUCUACAAUGAAGUUCCUGACAGAAAGGAACGGUUGGUGGCAACACCGACGCGACGUCCGGUCUCCAGAAGCAAAGUUGCGGCGGCAAGUAUUUCGCGGCCUACGAGCCGAAACAAGUCGAAAUCUCCGCAUUAUGUCUCACAGCCUACGUCGGCCCGUUCUGCGAAAUCCUCGCCAAUCCCACCAACACUGCCUGACAUACCGCCGCCACCAUCCAGGCAUCGUAACAAGGGACUAGAAACAUCCUCAGCAAUGAUGGAACUGUUUGGAGGAGGUGGAGGAUCAGCAUUUGGGGCUUCAUCGGUGUUUGAUAGCAUACCAGAACCCAAAGAGACUGGUAGUUUCCACAGGAAGAACCUCAUGGAGAAGGAGCUCCAUCAACUUUCUGAUUGGGAAACUGUCAAGCACCCACCCGUCAAGGCUCCCUUCUUCUCCGAGAUUGAUGAGCACGGCACGGCCUACGAACGAGUAAGGAAACGAGGAAAUUGGCGUACGACGAACACUCAAGUGGACCAAGUUGACCAACCGGGUCCUGAAUGGUUUGAUGAUUCGAGCAAUUCUGGUACGGAGCAACAAAUGGAGCCAGAGUCUUCCGAGACUGGCGUAAUUCAAACAGAAACACCCAAUUUGGCCGAUGAUUGGGCAGAGGCCAAGGACGAAGUGUUAGCGACGCCAACACUUUCGGAGGAGGAAAAACAGAAAAUGAUGACGAGCGAGCCUGGACCUGAUUUGGGAGAUGACGAUGAGGAGGUGGAAACGCUGAGUGCUGAUUCUGGAUCGGUGAAAAAGAGCGGCGAUGUGGAUGUGGAGGCAGACGGCGAGGGUGCAGCCGCAGCGGCCGCUGCGCUGGACGUAGAGGAGGAGGCCUCCGCAGAAGGCGCGAGCGGUGCUGGCGGCAUGUCGCUGAUCAUUCGUGGAGCACAAGUGGUCAACGACGAUUCUGUCUUCUUUGCUGACGUCCUCAUACAAGACGGAGUGAUCAGGAAUGUGGGCGCCGGUUUGGAGAUUCCCGCAGACGCAGAGGUUUUGGAUGCUGCGGGCAAGAUGUUAUUACCAGCGGGUAUCGACGUCCAUACCCACUUAACUGCCCCCGAUUCUGCCGACGAUCUGUUAACCGGCUGUAAAGCCGCUAUUGCAGGAGGGACUGCUACAGUUAUCGACAUUGUUUCUCCCAGAAAUGGAGAAUCGCUCACAUCCUCCUUCUUCAGAGUCAAGGAGGGGCUGUCAUCGUCUCUAUGCAAUAUUGGGCUUUCAAUAGUGGUACAGCAAUGGUCGGAAAACGUGAAAAAAGAGAUGGAAAAAGCAGUUUCGGAAGGUGUCAACAGCUUUGUUAUAGACGUCGAAGGUGAUGAGAUACUUUUCCAGGUGCUGGAACACUGCAGGGCUUUGGGCGUUCAUGCACGUGUAAUGCCCGAAAAUCGCACGAUAAUACCGUAUUUGGAAAAAAAGAUGUUGGAUCUAGGCAUUACAGGUCCGGAAGGUUACUGUCAAUCUCAUCCUGAGGAGUUGGAAAGCGAGCGUGUCAGCAGCGUUUGUGUGCUCAGUCAGCUGAGCAACUGUCCUGUUUCCAUUCUAGCGAUGUCAUCCGCUGAAUCGCUAUCAGCUUUGGAGAGAGCGAGAAGUACGGGAGCUCUAGCACAUCCCGAGAUCGCAUGUGCGGCGAUAGCCACAGAUGGAACACACUAUUUUGACAAGAACUUGAGACAAGCGACGUUGCACAUGACUGAAGUACCUCUGCGCACGGAAGGCUCCAGCAAAUUAGUAUCUGCACUAGCUAGUCAGCCGCUAGCCGUCUGCACUUCCGGCCAUCACGCAAUCUCAUCAGAGAGCAGAAUGGGCGCUAGGGAUUUCACUGCCAUGCCCAAAGGAACCGUUGGAGUAGAGGAGCGAAUGUGUGUUGUAUGGGAGAAAGCUGUUCGCACUGGACGAAUUGAUCCGAUGCGAUUCGUAGCUGUAACGUCAACGAAUGCGGCGAAAAUGUUCAACAUGUAUCCCAAAAAGGGACGCAUAGCUGUAGGAGCUGACGCUGAUCUAGUCCUCUGGGAUGCAUCCGUUCGAUGGAAGCUAUCGGCUGCUGAACGCCAGUCAUCUGUAGAUGCUAGCCUCUAUGAUGGACUUACACUUCAUGCCCAGGCAGCUGUUACGAUAGUCGGCGGUCAGAUUGCUUGGAAAGAGGGCAAGAUCCAGGAGUGCAAAGGUUCCUUCAUCCAGCUCUCAGCAAGUAGUCCAUAUCUAUUCAGUGUGGUUCAACAAAGAGAUAAGAUCAGCACAGCUGAAAAAGUUGACCGAGGCGAUAAUGGCCAAGCUUCUAAUGGGGUACUUCCUAAACGGAGCAAUCCCGAGCCAACUUAUGAUAGGCCCUCAGUGCGGAAGUCACAUCUAGAAUCAAAUAUCAGUUUUGGUGGCGACACUCGGCCGGCAUCUACCCGCGUAAGGAAUCCUCCCGGAGGACGAUCUACAGGGUUCUGGUGAAUCUUACCUACACCUUACUAUCACGACUCUACAUAAAUUCUGACAUUGUGCUGCUCUGGACCGAGUACCCUCUCUAGUGUAACAGGCAAAUGUCGCCUUUCAUACAUUGCCCCUCCCUAGUCUCUAAGUAAAAUGCAACAUUGGCAGCCUUCGAUCCAACUUUUGUAACUUUUGUUCCCAUCGGAAUUUUACAUGGCUUGUCAUGCUUAUUUCCAUUCUGACGACAUGCAUAAUUUAUUGUCAAGAGCAUUUUUUACGGAUUAUCCGGUCGCUUUUUAGUCUGGCAGUCAUUUCACUGAUUUUUCCCAUUGUGGAUCAAAACUGUUGAAAUUUUGGUGAGUCAAAACUCACAUAUAGCUGCGAGCUUAAGGUUGUCACAAAUUUAAUAAUUGACCAUAUUCACCUUUCUCAAAACCAUAUAGUCAGUUCCGCUUCGAAUCUCAUUUCAUAAUUUUUGUAAUUUAUUUGUCUCUCCGCACCUAAUUCUUAA
Messenger RNA from Cylicocyclus nassatus, 3114 nucleotides. The record is from the annotation of a GenBank genome assembly. NCBI's taxonomy places the organism in Eukaryota, Metazoa, Nematoda, Chromadorea, Rhabditida, Strongylidae.